CCUUCCUUCGCAUCGCAGCCCACCCCCUCCUCCCCCCACCCCUAUAAAACGCAGCGUCAAAUCCCACGACUCGAAAACCAGCAAACUGCAAACUCACCGAGGAGGAGGAGGAGGAGGAGGAGGAAGAGGAAGAGGAAGAAGAGGAGAAACCGCGUUUGUUCGGGUGAGGUGAAGCGGUGUGACCGAAGAAGAAGUGAUAUUUUUGUGAUAUGGCGGCGGCUAUGGAGGGGAAGAGCCGGAGGUUCGCGGUGGCGUGCGGGGUGCUCAGCCAGUACGUCAGGGCGGAGCAGAAGAUGGCGGCGGCGGCGGCGGCCGUCGCGGCGACGUCGAGGGCGACGACGCUCAGCCUGAUGCCCGGCGCGGAGGUCGUUCACGAGGAGGAGAGGGGAGCCGCCGCGGUGGCGGCGGAGGAGGCCGGGCCCGCGACGGCGCCGCUCACCAUCUUCUACGGAGGGAGGGUGGUCAUCUUCGAGGACUUCCCGGCGGACAAGGCGGCCGAGGUGAUGCGCAUGGCGUCCUCCGGCAACGGCGCCGAGCGGGCGGCGGCCGCCCCGGCCACCCCGCGGGAGGGCGCAGCCGUGCUCGCGGACAUGCCCAUCAUGAGGAAGGCCUCGCUGCAGCGGUUCUUCUCCAAGCGCAAGGACCGCCUCGGUGCGCGGGCGCCCUACGCCCGGCCGUCGCCGGCGGCGGACACCAAGGCCUCCGGUGACAAGCCCUCCUCCUGGCUGGGUCUCGGCGCCUCCGACGAACACGCCGCGCGCCGCGACGGCCUCACCAUCGCUCUGUGAUCCGCGACCUCGCCGCCGCAUCUUGUGACGGGAGGAGCAGUACAAACUAGACGUUGAUUCACUCAUCAGUUGCUCAUAAUCCGGCGAUGUAGAGUUCCAUAUACUCUUUGUAAAAUUCGAUAGGGAGAUUGAUCGAAAAAAUUGUGCCUUUUUUGCCCACCUGUAUUAUUCUUUCUCGUGCAAACCACGGCUGAUUCAUGAAA
Messenger RNA from Oryza brachyantha (malo sina), 991 nucleotides. RefSeq names its product protein TIFY 11b-like. The transcript has a single exon. Lineage: Eukaryota; Viridiplantae; Streptophyta; Magnoliopsida; Poales; Poaceae. The coding region runs from base 210 to 788 and encodes 192 amino acids. Gene Ontology annotation, biological process: regulation of jasmonic acid mediated signaling pathway; response to wounding; regulation of defense response. The record is from RefSeq and is a predicted model, not a curated record. Gene Ontology annotation, cellular component: nucleus.